Messenger RNA from Paramecium octaurelia, 832 nucleotides. Lineage: Eukaryota; Ciliophora; Oligohymenophorea; Peniculida; Parameciidae. The record is from the annotation of a GenBank genome assembly.
AUGUAAUGGUUGGUAAUAUUGACACUGCAUUCGAUUGUAGGAUAUUUCUAUUACACCAAAUUAUAUCAAUUUUUGAAUGACAUAGUAAUGUAAAUAAGCAUUCUAGGGAGUUGUAAUAGAAAUAGCAGAAAAUUUAAAUCAUGCAAUAAUAUUAGAGGAAGGGCAUUCUCUACCCUAAUCUCAAGGAAAUCAACUUUUUGAAUUCGUAGCACCCUCGAAUCAAGACUCGUAUUCCUAUUCGAGUUUAGACGAUAUAGAGAGAAGAUAAAUCAUCCUUACAGAACAAAUCAAAUCUGAAGUUUCAUUAAGAAACAGAACCAUUCGUUAUGUGCAAAUCUUCAAUGCCUUGACCAAUCAAAUACUCAUAAUUUGGGCAAUAUGUAUCUAAGCCAAAAUGGAACCCAUAGAUAAUUGCUACAGAAAUUUGGUCACUUUUUAGGUGAUAUUCGUCGUAUUAUCAGUGUAUCAAUAUUGGGAACUGUACAUGAUAUGCUUAAUAGUAUUGAUAUCAUUACCAUUCAUUCUGUUAAUGACAUUAUGGAAGAAAGUGAAGUAAUAAAAGUAGAGUUACGCAAAUCAGUAAAUUUUGAGAGAACUUAUAUUAAAUGCAAAAGUGAUUUAUCAUUGUGAAAAUGUAUAAGGUGAUCAAGAAUGCGGAAUUUGCUUACAAGUGUACAGUAGAAAUGAAGAAUUGUUGGUCCUGCCUUGCAACUAAUAACAUCAUUUUCAUCUGCAUUGUAUAAAGGCUUGGCUAAUGUUAAAUUUUAGUUGCCCAAAAUGCAGAUCAAAGAUUAGUGAUUAUAGAACCACUUAAUAAACAAGUAUUCUAUGA